ACACACUGUUGAGCGAAAAUUUGAUUUCGUUUCGUUUGAGCACCAUUUCAUAUGUUAAAUAAACAAAAUGGCAGCUCCCAUACACUUUUAAAUUUUCAGGUUAUGGUGUUUAUAUUUUACAGCUAAUGAUGUCUUCGACCAAUAAGCGUUCGUCUCGAUCAAGAUCUUCUACACGAAGCUGGGACAGCCCGAAGUCCAAUAAACACAAAACACCCCAACAUGACAGUAAAAUUAGUAGUCAUCAUUUUUCUAAGAAAUACCGUACAUCACACGAUGACUCCAAAGAAAAGAGCACUAGUGGUAGAAGUUCUUCAAAGAAAUUAUCAAAGCAUCCCAAAUCACUGCCUGAUCGAAUUCUUAAACGAAAACGGAGUUCCAGCAGAAGCAGUUCCUGUAGUAGUGAUGUAGGUAAUUUUAAAAGAUCGAAGAAAAGCAGCAAAAAAUCGAGCCACCAUGAUUCUUCAGAACAGAAAAAGAAACAUAAAAAACAUAAGAAAGAAAAGAAAAAGAAAAAAAAGAAAAAGAAGAAGCAUAAAAAAUCUUCAGGUGAUGAGAAAGUGUCAACUGGCAAAGAAGAUGCACAGAGCCCUCUGAAGAUAACUGAGAAAGUUACAUCACUGCAACCUGCUUCCAAAGUUAAGGAAUCCCUGUCAAAUGAAGAUACUUUAUCAGCACCAGGCCCUAGCCCACGUAUACUGAAACCUAUGACAAAAGAAGAAUGGGAAAAACAGCAAAGUGUGAUCCGACGUGUCUAUGAUCCUACAACUGGACGGAAUAGGCUUGUAAAGGGAGAUGGAGAAAUCCUUGAAGAAAUUGUUAGUAAAGAAAGACAUCAACAAAUAAAUAAGCAAGCAACAAUUGGUGAUGGCUUGUAUUACCAGUCCAAAAUGGGUUUACAAAAAUGAGGACAUUAACAUUAUUUGCAUAUUAUAUUUAUUCUAUUGAAUAAAAUUACACAGUAUUAAGAUUUA
Messenger RNA from Octopus bimaculoides (California two-spot octopus), 971 nucleotides. RefSeq lists its product as uncharacterized. NCBI's taxonomy places the organism in Eukaryota, Metazoa, Mollusca, Cephalopoda, Octopoda, Octopodidae. The record is from RefSeq and is a predicted model, not a curated record.